Molecule: messenger RNA, 2116 nt
Organism: Xenia sp. Carnegie-2017
Lineage: Eukaryota; Metazoa; Cnidaria; Anthozoa; Malacalcyonacea; Xeniidae
Product: DNA primase small subunit-like
Exons: 11
Coding region: 422-1252 (276 amino acids)
Biological process (GO): DNA replication, synthesis of primer
Cellular component (GO): alpha DNA polymerase:primase complex
Source: RefSeq, a predicted model, not a curated record
AUGUCACUUUGAAUUAGCUGGGUGAGUAUUUUAAUGCUCAGCAGUUUACUAGAAAAUAUUCAAUGAAUACUUCUAGGUUUACGCUUAAAAAACCAACAGUUGAGAACAUCAUGUUCAGUAAGGUGGAGGGUCGUCCAUAGGAACUACACCUUCGACCAUCAAAGUUGGGCCUAAAAUAAAAAUAAUUAUUUGGCAAACCUAAUUUUGAAAUUCAGUAUAUAUGCUUGUUCAUACCAUUUGUGUGAAAUGUCUGCAUGUAUGGAUUUGGGUAAGAUGGCAAGCAAGGUGCUCCUGCAUCUCCAGGUCGUGGCAAACGAUCAUUUAGGGUUUCCAUGUUCAUGUAGUCCUGUAUUGGCCUUGAUGGUUGGCAUUCUACCAAAUUCAAGAGGGAGCUAGUAUAUGUAACAAAUGUUGGCCUCUCAUGACUAUUGCCAUGAAAGUUGUUGAUAAGGCUCUUGAAGAGGACUUUGGUUUUGAGCAUCGUCUAUGGGUUUACAGUGGUCGAAGAGGUGUCCAUUGUUGGGUUUGUGAUGAAGCAGCCAGAAAAUUAUCCCAAAGCUCACGUUCUGCUGUUGCUGAAUACCUUAGUGUUAUAAAGGGGGGAGAGAAUCAAUUAAAAAAAGUUAAUUUGCCAAUAAAACUCCAUCCUUCAUUGUGGAGAGCAUCAACCAUUUUGGAGAGUGAUUUUAAAACACUAUUGUUGGAAAAACAAGACAUUUUAUCUGAUAAAGAAACUUGGAAAAAAGUUCUGGCACUUAUUCCUGAUGAAAAUGUAAAAAAGAAUUUGAAUCUGUCGUGGGAGAAAAGUCAAACAUCAAAAGAAAGAUGGAAAAUUCUUGAAUCGGAAAUGGAUAAAAAAAUUUCAAAUCAUCGACUGGAGAUCAUUUUUCAAUAUUGCUAUCCCAGACUUGAUGUGAAUGUUACUAAAGGACUCAAUCAUUUGCUGAAAAGUCCUUUCUGUAUUCACCCUAAAACAGGUCGUGUUUGUGUUCCUAUUGACAUCACGAAAGUUGAUCAUUUUGACCCAUUCACAGUGCCUACAAUAAGUCAAUUGUGUGAAGAAAUCAAUGACAUUUGCCAAAACACGUCAAACGAUGAAAAUAUACCUCCGCAAAAUUUUCGAGGUUAUAAAAGUUUAUUGUUGAAAGAUGCUAUGGAUGUGUUUGAAAGAUUUAUACUUAAGCUUGACAAGGAAAACCAUGAUAGGAGAACGAGAAAGAAAGAAUCAAACGAGAAAACAAUAGAAUGGUGAAAUAUGGAUUAAAUGAUCAUUUAUAAUUGGCUAUCUAUUGUGUAGUUUUCUUGGAAUCACUUGUAAUGUGGUAUGAAAUAUCUGAUAUUGAAAAUGGAAAUAAAUGACUUUGAAAACGUAGGUUUUUCCCGUUGAAAUCAAAAACCGAAAAGCAAAUGGAUAACGAGUAAUACUGAUAUAUUAAUGAAAUUUCAUUUUUAAUUCAAGUUUCGUAUGUAAGAUAAAGCUCUACACUUUACCAAACGUUUGCGUCUUUACCCAAGGAUGACCUGUGUUAGCGUUGUGGAAUUUCUAACUUUCUUGUAGGGCGCGGUUAUCGAGCUCUAAGCGCACUAAAUAAAAGUUCAUUGAAAUUGCUCCACAAAACAUGCAAUAUGCAUAAAUAUUUUCCUCGCUUAUAAUGAAGAAUUUAGUUUUAGUUUUAAAUCGUUUCUUUUAGUUUAGAGAAACAUUAGCUUUUGUUUGACAGGCAUAUGAUAUGCACGUGAUGGAAUAAUGAAUGACAUCAUUUAUUGCAAUAUCACUACGUAAAAAAAGCGGGAUCAUCGUAAUUUUUAUGACAUCACUUUCGUUAUCUUGGAUUGCUUUUUGACUUUGGGAAAAAAUUUUUGAUUUUUAAUGCUGAUUCAUUCGAAAAUUUUAUCGAGUAAUCCUGACGCUGACGACGUCAAAUCUAUUUUGAGAAUAAUUAUUUUAGUAAAGAGAAUACGUAAUCGUUACGUAUUAUACUAUAAGCCAACCACUAACUUGCAAAUGGCACGUGACCAUACCAUAUAAAUUAUGGGCAUGCUUACGAGUGCACGCUAGGUUUGUCGUUUGAAAGUUGUCGAAAGGAGACAUUUUGUCACGCCUGAAUUAAAGAAA